This is a messenger RNA of Morchella importuna, 996 nucleotides long. RefSeq lists its product as uncharacterized. The transcript has 4 exons. The record is from RefSeq and is a predicted model, not a curated record. Gene Ontology annotation, molecular function: nitronate monooxygenase activity. Bases 1 to 996 code for a protein of 331 amino acids. NCBI's taxonomy places the organism in Eukaryota, Fungi, Ascomycota, Pezizomycetes, Pezizales, Morchellaceae.
AUGGUUUUUAGAACAGCCUUGACAGAAGCUCUUGGGAUCGCUAUCCCGGUGGUCCAAGGGGGAAUGCAAUGGGUUGGCUACGCAGAGCUCGCAUCGGCUGUCUCUAACGCUGGAGGGCUUGGGAUAUUAACGGCGCUCACUCAGCCCACGCCUGAAGAUCUCCGAAAGGAGAUUAAUAGAUGUCGAAAAAUGACAACCAAGCCGUUCGCCGUUAAUAUCACCCUUCUACCUAGCUUGGUUCCCCCAGAUUAUGGCGCAUACGCGCAGGUCGUUAUUGAUGAGGGCAUUAAAAUCGUCGAGACCGCGGGCAAUAGCCCGGGGCCGAUAAUCAAGCAACUCAAGACCGCAGGAAUCAAAAUUCUUCAUAAAUGUACAACUAUUCGUCACGCUCUCUCUGCGGAAAAGCUUGGGGUCGACUUCCUUUCCAUUGAUGGUUUCGAGUGUGCCGGCCAUGUUGGCGAAACAGACAUUACCAACUUUGUCCUGCUCCGACGUGCUAUGCAGUCUCUUAAAACUCCAUUUAUUGCUUCUGGUGGAUUCGCGGAUGGUGAAGGUCUUGCUGGCGCGUUGGCACUGGGAGCUUGCGGGAUAAAUAUGGGGACCCGGUUUAUGUGUACCGUCGAAGCGCCAAUCCACAACAACAUUAAACAAGCUAUCGUUGAUGCGAGCGAGGAUCAGACCGAGCUAUUGCUCAGGAGGUGGAGAAAUACUAGUCGAUUGUAUAAGAACAAGGUCGCAGUCGCGGCGAAGAAGAUUGAGCUUGAGAGUACAACUGGAAAGUUCGAGGAGAUUGCGCCGUAUGUGAGUGGGAAGAGGGGAAGACAAGUGUUUAUUACAGGGGAUGUCGACGAGGGUGUAUGGACUGCUGGUCCAGUCAUGGGUCUUAUUCAUGACAUUCCAACGUGUGAAGUCCUGUUGAAGAGGAUAGAGAAGGAGGCAGAGGACUCUAUCAAUAGAAUAAGCUCUUUGAUUGUACCUUCCAAGUCUAAGCUUUAG